This is a messenger RNA of Scatophagus argus, 2927 nucleotides long. RefSeq names its product interleukin 13 receptor, alpha 2 (gene il13ra2). The coding region runs from base 322 to 1371 and encodes 349 amino acids. Gene Ontology annotation, molecular function: protein binding; cytokine receptor activity. Gene Ontology annotation, biological process: cytokine-mediated signaling pathway. The record is from RefSeq and is a predicted model, not a curated record. The transcript has 10 exons. NCBI's taxonomy places the organism in Eukaryota, Metazoa, Chordata, Actinopteri, Scatophagidae. Gene Ontology annotation, cellular component: external side of plasma membrane.
GCAGUGAUUGAAGCCAAAAUACAUGUAAAAACAGUGCUGAAGGAACUGAGAUCCAACGGGCUGCUUUUGUCACUUCCCUGUGUUUGCUGGUGAACCAUACACAUCAAAACAGUUGGCUUCAUAUACGGGACAAUUACUCACCAAUUCCCAUAAACAGGAAAAAAAGAAAGAAAGAAAAAAAAAAGGACAACUAACCAAAGUAAAGCUGAAUCACCGUGUCUUCUGAUGCAUUCAGGCUCUCACGGUCAGUCCACCCACACCGUGUCUUAUAAAACGCUGUUCACGUUUCACCUUUGGUUUUAAGCCAUAAAUUGCCUGCUGAUGGCGAGUAGAUCCCGGCUGACUCAUCAAGCGAUACUGAUGCUACUCGUGCUGAUGAGCUGGAGGGAGAACAUGCACUGCAGCGCAUUCACAGUGGACCCCCCCGAGGAGCUCGUCAUAUUUGACCCUGGUCAUCUCGGACAUCUCCAAAUUACAUGGAACCUCCCAGCCAGUCUGAUUAACACAACAGAGUGCCAGAAAAUGUAUCAUCUGGAAUAUUUCAACACCUACAAGAACAGCUGGUCUGCUGUCAGGACCAUGAAGAGGACAUACAGCACCCAGUUUGAUCUGAUGAAAGAUGUUAGAGUGAGAGUGUACACCUUGUUGAGUGGGCCCUGCACCAACGGCACUAUGAUCAAGAGCACGAACUACACUGAAGUGGUCCAGAAACCUUCCAGCAAAGGUGUUGUAGGUACAGCAGUCCAGGAUUUUGUCUGUGUGUACUAUAACAUGCAGUAUGUGGAGUGUACAUGGGGAAGAAGUGCAAAGAUGCCGGCCAAUUCACAGCAAAAUCUUUAUUUCUGGCACAAUGAACUGGAAAAGACGCAGGAAUGUCCAUCAUACAUUUACAUGGGCGGUAACAGGAGUGGCUGCAACUUCACAGGCAUCUCUCUCCCUGAUUUCACUGAUAUCAACUUCUGUCUGAAUGGCUCCUCUUCUGAAGGUCCGCUGAAACCAACCUUCAUCACCCUGCAAAUACAAAACCAUGUGAAGCCUGAAACCACAGAGAAGCUGUAUGUGCAAACAAGUCCAGACACGCAGCAGGAGCUACACUGGGACAGUCCCGUUGGCAAGAUUCCUGGACAUUGCCUAGAAUGGGAAGUGGAGCACAAUCAAGAGGGACCCGACAGAAAGAUUGCAACGAAGUGGAUUUUAACCUCAGAGAGGAAGCUAACUCUGCCCUCCAUACGCAACAAAGAGAGAAACUGCUUCAGGGUCCGGUCCAAAUUGAACAAGUACUGCGCAGAGAAAAGCUUCUGGAGUGAGUGGAGUCGUCCAACGUGCCACCCAGGCACGUCAGCAAGUCCUCAUGAGUCACAUUUAAUUUGAGGAUUCCCAGCUGGAAGACCCUGAUCUCACCAUCAAGCAAUGUUUCUCUUUGGAUUUGAGGAUGAAGGGUCCUCGUCUGUUUAAGGCUUCACAGGGUAUUGACAACAGCCUGACUAAAACGAAGAUGAUGAAGAUGAAUAUCCGUGUUUUAAAAUAAUAAGAGCACAGAAAAAUGUUUGUUUUUUUAGCUCUCAACCAGAAAUACUUCCAGUCUAUGUAUAAAUUAAAAAAAUAUAUAUCGUUUACGAUUAUGGCCUGGACUUAAGGCACAGUUACUAAAGUUACUUAAGGCAGUAUGCUGAGGCACCUUGAAGGCACAAGUCAUGCCUUUGUUGCAUGGUGUCUGUCUACAUGAUAUCCUCACAAGUUAAGAGUGGGAUGUGCCAACUGUACUAUACCAUGUGUAUACUUGAAGAGCAUUGCACAUAUUGCACUAAGACUGAAAGGAUGGUGGCGUGUUAAUACGGGUUGAGUCAUUCAUUUUUGCCCCAAGAAGGAAAAUGACUGUAAACCACACACUGCCAACGGUUUGCCUAAUUCACCUUAUGUUCUAUGGGUAUUAGAAUCCUGCCAGCAGAGUUUCAAACCUGCCAUUACCAACAAACCGUGCUCAUGUUUUCAGAGUUUCAAGUAUGUCACUGUAUGGAUGGGAGGACAGAGGUGGUGGACUUAGACAUCAUCUCUCGUGCACAUACAACGCUGUCCUCCCAUACCAUACCAUAAGAACAAUAGGUCGUUAACCGGUCAUAUCUGAACUCAUUAACAGUCUCAAAGUCAUUAGCCAGUCGUUAGACACAGAUGGCCAGUGGUUAGACACAGUGGGCCAUCACUGGCAGUCAAACUACAUAGGCAAAUUGCAGGACUAUCAGAUCCUUUGUUUUGUUUAGUUUCACUUAGCCACAGCCACUGAUGUAUAUAUAUUUGUUCUCCACCAAACAGUUUUUCAGAACUGAUGAAGCUGCUUGGAUUAGCAGUGAAACGUCUUCAAGUCAGUCUUCACAAGUCCAGACGCCUUGCUUUAGCUCUUUGAGUUGUUAAUGGGAGGUUUGAAACUCUGCACAAACAAAAAACAGUGUUGCACCCAGAGCAACAUACAAAAUGAUGUUGAAGAAGAUUUUAACAUUUCAAAACUCAAAUUUCAAGGUUUCAAAAGUUUUUUGCAAACUGAUGUAGUGGGACAACAAUGCCGUAUUUGAAACUCUGAAAAUGUAUACUUAAAAACAGCAAGUAUGCAACAAGAGGUUUGUAUCUCUGAAAAUUUGUGGCUGAAACUCUGUAAUAUGCAUGUUGCACUUAUGAAAAAUACAAAUUCAAGUAGACAUUCUUGUCUUCACUCUUGUCAAAAUCAACCUCCUUUUGGAUUUCCUCUAAUACCAGAAUAAUUUAUUCUUUUGGUGUUUCUUUUGAUGUUUGUUGGCUGACUACUUGCCAAAUCUCUUGCCGUUUUAUUCAGAUUUCACUCCGGGUCAAAGUGUUGUCACUUUGAUAAAUGAAAUCAUCACUUUACUUUGAAGCAUCGUAAUGUUUUCACAGAAUAAAGGUUUUGAUCAAACUCU